CACCGUCGAAGCCGUCACCGCUGAAAUUUAACUGUAUUUUCUUGUCGUGACGAGAACGCUUUUUUUCGGGCUAAUUUUGUGCGAAAAUUUUUAUAUUUUCUUAUUCUACAAGUAGGUUCAAGAAUGACAACUUUCAACGCAUCUUCAGUUCUUAUGCCGUUGGAUGAGUACUACAAGCAAUGCGUAGAACCGAAGCCUAUUACUCUUAGACGCUCUUCAUACACCUACGGUAACAAUCCCCGCCGCCAGGCUGGGCAUUUGCGCAGCUAUAAAGAUUUGGAUUUCCCAGAAGAGGAGGAGGAUGAUGAUGAGCCUGUUUCGAUUCACACGACGCGCUCUGAGAGCUUGGACGAUAUUUUUGCGUCCAACGAAGAGGAUCCCAACAUAAACCAAAUAAAUUUUGAAAUGAAAGAUUUUGACAAGUUGUACUCCGAGGAAACUGGGACCUCAUCAGAAUUCGCACCUAACUCUGCUCAGGGCAGUGACAAUAGCUCGCGAUCCAACGUUAAAUCACGUCUUGAUCUCAGAGCCGAGUCACGUUCAAUCCAUUACAACCGGAGACCGCGAAACCACCAAAACUGGAAUAACGGCCAACAAUACCGCGGCGGCGGCUAUCGUGUCCAGAGGCCUUCAAUGGGAAACGCUUCAAUGGAGCAGCGGAUGCGCAAUGCUUACAAUGCAUUCUCCAAUAAUCCGGAGCCGCGGAAUGAUACCCAGAUAACUGUAAAGCAUCCCAAAAUCAUCUAUCCCAACCAGGCAGCUUCUGAAACCAGCCCACAGAAAAACUCUGUUUACUCACAGGUCAAUUAUGUCUCCGGACCGAACAUUCCGGACCAGCGUGCCAACAAUGUGGGAAAUUCCUCAUUUCCUCAGCCAGGAAUGUUUGGCCAAGGAUGCAGCGGAAAUCAGCAACCCACUGAGCCGAAAACCGAAAAGAAAAUCGAAGUUUUGGGUGACCUUAUUGGAAUGAAUCCGACCGAAAAUUCAAACUUUAACGCACGCGAGGUGGCUCGGAACGUUCUUCUAUUUUUGAACACCGUUUCUGCGAACGAACAACAAGGACCGUCCCAGAGACCGAACUGGAUGGCCGGAAAUCAUCGUUUUAACUAAAAUUUC
Messenger RNA from Drosophila bipectinata, 1116 nucleotides. RefSeq names its product Bootlegger (gene Boot). The record is from RefSeq and is a predicted model, not a curated record. Lineage: Eukaryota; Metazoa; Arthropoda; Insecta; Diptera; Drosophilidae.